This is a messenger RNA of Penicillium robsamsonii, 1503 nucleotides long. Its product is annotated as Amidase. The transcript has 7 exons. The coding region runs from base 1 to 1503 and encodes 500 amino acids. NCBI's taxonomy places the organism in Eukaryota, Fungi, Ascomycota, Eurotiomycetes, Eurotiales, Aspergillaceae. The record is from RefSeq and is a predicted model, not a curated record.
AUGUCGGGAACAUUGUCAGAAAGACAACUCGAGAUAACUGAAAAUUAUGAUGCAACUGCUCUUCUAGGCAAGAUUCAUCACCAAGAGCUGUCUGCCUAUGAGGUCACCGAAGCAUUAUGCAUUCGCGCUGCGAUUGCCCAGCAGGUGACUCGAUGCCUCACUGAGACUUUCUUUGAGCGUGCCCUUCAGCGUGCAAAGGAUUUGGAUGAAAUAUUAUUGAAAACGGGGAAACUUGUCGACCCUUUGCAUGGGUUGCCCAUUAGUUUCAAGGAUUGCUUCAACAUCGUUGGGAUUCCGUCCACGAUUGGAUUUACCUCGUUUAUUAAAAAUGGCCCCCUCAGUUCAACUUCCCCGGCAGUUCAGAUUUUGCUUAACUUGGGAGCCAUCCCGUAUGUGAAGACAAACGUUCCCCAGACAAUGAUGGCUGCGGACUCACACAACUACGUAUUUGGCCGUACACUCAACCCCCACCGAUCGAAUCUUACCGCUGGCGGGUCAACUGGGGGAGAAGGGGCAUUGAUUGCUAUGAGAGGAUCGGUGCUGGGCGUUGGUACAGACAUUGCUGGCUCCAUCAGAAUCCCGGCUAUCUGCAACGGGAUUUACUCAUUGCGACCUUCUGUGGACCGCAUUCCAUACGGGGGACAGACUAGUUCUGCUCGCGGGGGUCUGGCGGGGAUCAAGGCCUGCGCAGGACCCAUGGCAACAUCAGUCAGAGAUCUGGAGCUGUUUAUGAGACUCGUGACUAAUGCAGACCCAUGGCAAUUCGAUUCUUCCGCUUUGUUUUCUCCUUGGCGCACCGUUCCCCGUAAGUCCACCUUGCGACUUGGACUCAUCCAGGAAGAUUCCCAUUUCCCUCUGCAUCCACCAGUUUUACGAACUCUCACAAGAGCCACCGAAAAGCUUCAAGCAGCAGGGAAUGAGGUUAUUCCUCUCAACACCCUGCUUAUUCGAGAUGCCUGCACGUUGGAAUUUCGUAUGUUCUCGAUGGAUCCAACCCUCACUCCAUUCAAGCACAUUGCUGCUAGUGGGGAACCGACUAUCCCUGCUUUGGAAUCGACAUCUCUGGACCAUGGUUACAUGCCACAUGGGUAUGCUCCGUUGACACUUGAAGCCCUGUAUGACCUCAAUGAGGAGCGGAAUUAUUUUAAGGAAGAGUUCCGAAAUCUUAUUAUGCAGGCAAAGGUGGAUGCCAUUAUCAUGCCCGGCUAUCAAGGUACCGCUCAACCUCAUGACCGGUUUGGCUUUGUGCCUUACACUGUCCUUUGGAAUGUGAUGGAUUAUCCGAGCUGUAUCAUUUCACAUAGCAAGGCAAACAAGAGCGCCGACAAGGCGUUUAUUCGGGAUGUGAACUACAAACCUCCCUUGCUAAUUGUGGAUUUCCAGAUGUUGCCGAUGACAUCGAGGGAGCUCCGUGCUGUGUGCAAGCUCGUUGGCAGAAAAAACAUGCAUGACGAGGAACUGGUGAAAGCGGCGGAACUUGUGUCUGAGAUACUCAAGCUCUGA